Messenger RNA from Trichosurus vulpecula (common brushtail), 429 nucleotides. RefSeq names its product cystatin-13-like. Gene Ontology annotation, molecular function: cysteine-type endopeptidase inhibitor activity. The record is from RefSeq and is a predicted model, not a curated record. The transcript is spliced from 3 exons. Gene Ontology annotation, cellular component: cell surface; extracellular region; cytoplasm. Lineage: Eukaryota; Metazoa; Chordata; Mammalia; Diprotodontia; Phalangeridae. The coding region runs from base 1 to 420 and encodes 139 amino acids.
AUGUCCAGGCUCUUGCAGAUCCCACUGCUCCUGCUAACUGCCCUGUUCUUCGUGGUACAGGCACAGGAGAAUGGGGAUGUAUGGAGAAAAUUCAUUGAUAUUGAACCGGACCAUGCAUUUUUCCCAGAGACCCUUCGAUUUUCUGUAAAGCAAUACAACAAGGACAGCAGCGAUGAUUACCUCUACCAGAUGACCCAGCUGAUUCGCGCCCAGGAGCAGCUGUCAACGGGAUUUGAGUACCUCAUCGAGUUGGAACUCAGCAGGACCAUGUGUACAAAAGACAUAGUGUUUGAUCCUGCUGAUUGUAGCCUUCAAGAGGACCCAAAAUUAUAUAAGGUAAUCAAUUGUACUUUUUUUGUUUUUGCUGUGCCUUGGAAUGGACAAUAUGAGCUGAAGAGAAGUAACUGUACUAAUAUUUAGCUGGGUUCC